Dromiciops gliroides (monito del monte) is the source of this 1551-nucleotide messenger RNA. It is a transcript of the gene BNIP5, whose product is annotated as BCL2 interacting protein 5. The record is from RefSeq and is a predicted model, not a curated record. NCBI's taxonomy places the organism in Eukaryota, Metazoa, Chordata, Mammalia, Microbiotheria, Microbiotheriidae. The transcript is spliced from 7 exons. The coding region runs from base 127 to 1551 and encodes 474 amino acids.
AUUGAACCCUUUGGAUCAGCUGGGCCUGAACCUAACCUGAGCACACAAAGUCCGAAGGAGAGAGCUGCACUGCUGAACACACCUCCACACACAGCACAAACACUCAACUGGCUCGCUAGAGCAGGAAUGGAGAAACACCGGGCGUCAUGGAAAGCAGAAUCCUGCAUGAGAAGAAAAGGCCAUUCCCCAGACAGAUUUCAGGUCGUGAAGAAAAUGCCAGGAACUGGAGACUCUCAGGGUUCACAUUCGCCUCGCCGGGCAUUAAGUGAUAAGGUCCGACCCUUGGAUAGGCAAGCAAAAUUGCUGGAUAGUGAUGCCUCUGUGACCCCAGAGCUUGAGAAAAGCAAAGGGACCCUCAGUGAGCAGGAUGGCCAAAGAAGUCACCACAAGGACAAAACCCAUAAGAAAGGGCAGCAUGGGUUCCUAAAGGCCCUGGUGAACUUCCUGACCAAGACAGGGUCUGAGGAACAGAGGGAAAAGGGAGAAAAAAAGCCAAAGGAGAAAUGUAAUUCACCUCAAGACCCAAAACACCUAGAAGCAUUUGUAGAUCCACCAGAGCCAACCUUUGGGAAGAAAGAUAAGGAAAAGGGAGACAAAACAUGGAAGGAGAAAUCUAUCUUCCCUCAGGGUCUGGAACCCCCAGAAGCAUUGGCAGAACCACUAGAGACAAUCUCUAAGAAGAAAGACAAGGAAAGGGUACGCAAAAAGUCGAAGGAGAAAUCUAUCUUCCCUCAGGGUCUGGAACCCCCAGAGGCAUUGGCAGAACCACUAGAAACAAUCUCUAAGAAGAAAGACAAGGAAAGGGUACGCAAAAAGUCGAAGGAGAAAUCUAUCUUCCCUCAGGGUCCGGAACCCCCAGAAGCAUUGGCAGAACCACCAAAGCCAACCUCUAAGAAGAAAGAGAAAAAGUCUAGCCUCAAGAAAGCCUUUUCUUUUAAGAAACAUGGCCAUGAAGAAGCCAAGAAAUCAUCUGGCUUGGAUUCUAGAAGCCCUGAGGCACGGAGGCCGACAAAGCCUACUUUUCUUCCUUUGUGCUUCAGCCAUAGACCAGCAAGUCUGACUAUUCCUGACCCAGAUGAGAAGGAAGCACAUGAGGCACUCUUCAUGGAAGUUGGGACUCUUGAUUCUACUGGACUUUCCAGCCAAGUUGGGUGGCCCCCACCAAAGGAACAGCCACCUUCUAAUAGACUUUCUGAACCUGAUGACAUUAUUAUCCAGAAGAUAGUUGCUCUUCUCAAAGAGCAAGGUGACAAGUACAAUGAAAAGAUCAAAGAAGAUUCAAGUCUUGGGGAGUCCUGGGACAGCAUCUCCUUUUCCUCCAUCCAAACCUUGGCAGACGCUCUCGUAAAUCAGGAAGAGAACCAGAAGAAGUCAGAUGGGAGUCCAGUAGACAGACACUACCAUUUGACUAACAAAUAUGCAGGCAACACUAACCAUGCUGUCCAUCGAAUCAUGGGCUGGAGAGACCACGUUGUCACACACACAUUUGGCCAUAUACCUUAUAAUAAUGAGCAGCAUGGGACAAGUACUCCCUUCCUUAGUCCAGACUGA